Cokeromyces recurvatus is the source of this 1545-nucleotide messenger RNA. Its product is annotated as WD40-repeat-containing domain protein. Gene Ontology annotation, biological process: regulation of gene expression. Gene Ontology annotation, molecular function: histone binding. The coding region runs from base 1 to 1545 and encodes 514 amino acids. Gene Ontology annotation, cellular component: cytoplasm; nucleus; Rpd3L-Expanded complex. The transcript has 8 exons. NCBI's taxonomy places the organism in Eukaryota, Fungi, Mucoromycota, Mucoromycetes, Mucorales, Mucoraceae. The record is from RefSeq and is a predicted model, not a curated record.
AUGUGGAAAAAGAAUUCACCUUUUCUUUAUGAUCUUGUUGUCACACACGCGCUUGAAUGGCCAAGUUUAACUUGUCAAUGGUUUCCUGAUGUGGAAGAUGUACCAGGCAAAAAUUAUAAAAUACAACGAUUGUUAUUAGGCACACAUACUAAUGACAACGAGCCUAAUUUUUUACAAAUUGCUUCCGUCAAAAUCCCAAAAGGACAUAAUAAUGAUGAAAAAAACAGCAAUAAUUAUGAAGACGUAACCAUGGAAGAUGCAAACGGAGACAAUGAAACCUUUAUAAAGAUAACUCAAAAAAUACCUCAUGAUGGAGAAGUUAAUCGUGCACGUUAUAAAGUUGACAAUCCUGAUUUAAUUGCAACCAAGUCAUGUACGGGUGAUGUUUAUAUUUUUGAUCGUGCUACUUAUGAUCCCUUUCCUAAAGAAAAUGAAAAAUUUAAUCCUACGUUAAGAUUAACUGGUCAUGAUAAGGAGGGUUAUGGUUUGGCUUGGAAUCCUCAUAAACAAAAGUCAAGUCACUUAUUAAGUGCUGGUUUUGAUUUCAAGAUUUGUCAAUGGGAUGUUGCAGGAACAGUCAAAGAGAACAAUAUACUAGAGCCUAUUCGUAUUUACACAGCACAUACAUCUGGAGUUGAGGAUGUCGCUUGGCAUACUAAAUUUGAUUCCAUAUUUGCUUCAGUAGGUGAUGAUGCCAGAUUAAUGAUCUGGGACACACGAAAUGAUUCAAGCAAGCCUAUUCACAAUAUUCGUGCACAUGAAGCUGAAGUUAAUUGUGUAUCUUUCGCCUCUGGUAGUGAAUGGGUACUUGCUACUGGUUCAGGGGAUAAGACUGCAGCAUUAUGGGACUUACGUAACCUUAAAUCAUCUUUACAUACGUUGAGAGCUCAUCAAUCAGAAAUUCUUCAAUUAUCUUGGUCACCACACCAUGACUCUAUUUUAGCAACUGCCAGUAGUGAUAGAAGGAUACUUGUUUGGGACCUUUCUAGAAUUGAUGCCCCACAACUCCCUGAAGAAGCAGAAGAUGGACCUCCUGAACUUUUGUUUAUGCAUGGUGGACAUACAAAUAAAAUAUCUGAUUUUGGAUGGAAUCCAGUUGAACCUUGGGUUUUAGCUAGUACUGCUGAUGAUAAUAUUGUACAAGUUUGGGAGAUGGCUAAUUCUAUUUAUAAUCCUCGUCAACAAGUAGUAGAAGAACAUCAGGAUAGUACACUUGAAGUAAAUGAAGAGAAUUUUGCUACAACCGAUAAUAGCAAGCCUUCUGUUACAAAUAAUACGGCUGAAAUAAGCUCAUCAUCUCACCCUAUUUCUUCACCUUCUACUACUUCUGCUGGAUCCACAUCUGUGGAACAUACUUUAACGACCACCUCUGAUGUUAAUAACUUGAAUACGAAUGCUGAAACCGCAGCUAAUGAUAUUAAUGCUAAUAAUGAUGUUUCCACUACAUCAUUGGCAAGUUCUUCUCCACAAACAAAUAUAAUAACCCAAUCCUCCUCAUUUACACAAGAAAAUGCUGUUGUAAAUGAAGAUAAAAUGGAGGAAUAA